Molecule: messenger RNA, 1140 nt
Organism: Clonostachys rhizophaga
Lineage: Eukaryota; Fungi; Ascomycota; Sordariomycetes; Hypocreales; Bionectriaceae
Source: the annotation of a GenBank genome assembly
AUGUCGCGCUCUAUAAGUAUCGUCCGCUCCAAGGGCAAGCCUGCUGUGAUAUCUGAGGAGAGUAUUGAUAGCUUGGAGCGCCAGAGACAGGCCCUUGACUUCCUAGGAAAGGAUGAUCUCUACAAUGCGAGCAGGGUCUUGUUUGACCUGCCCGCCGAGGAUGACUACACUUACCACGCAAUGACGAGUGUGAAGCUCGCCGAGGUGCAGCGGGUUGUGCAGCUGGGAGGUGUUAAUGGAUUGCACAGCUGGUAUCGUCAAGACGACGGGUCGCCGAGAGAUUGUCCUCCACUCCCAGAUGUUGAUGCCUACGUAUCAAUAUUCAGUCCAUCCACGGUUACAGUGUCAGCCUUGAAGAACUUUGCCACCAAUGCCAAAAAGACGUCCAUACGUGCCGAGGUCGCUGACCACCUCGCUGGCAAGCGAUUCCUCCACCCCGCCUUGGAGAACAGAUUGACCAUACCCAAGACAAAGUCCAAGAAGCCUCCUAGGAGCAACCCCUAUUUUGAUUUCUGGGCAUGGUCAUGUCGAAAUUUGGAAUGGUGCGGCCCAUGCGAGUCGUCCGGCCGGGUGAACACGAGUCAUCAUGUCCUACCUAUUUUCAUGCAUCACUUUGGAUGCGCGACACCGUCUCAUGAAAGCCUAGAGAUACUGCGGAUUCUCGCAGAGGGACGGGAGCUUGUCGACAUAGGGUCAGGGAACGGGUACUGGUCCUUUAUGCUCAGGCGGUAUGGACUGACUGUGCAUGCUGUGGACAACAUGCAGAGCGAGUGGCGUGUCAAUUGGAUUGGCGACACCAUCAUCUCUGAUGGUGUUCAGUGGCUACGAAGGAACGCCAACGGACAAAACAUGGUGCUGCUCCUGGUGUACCCGAUCGUCGGGGGAGGUGUCGGAGGAGGGACAGAAGGUGGCUUCACGAGGAAUCUUGUCAAUACGUUCCGUGGAGAUACGAUUGCAGUGGUUGGCACUCAGAAUGGAAACGGCUACACAGGCUUCAAGAACGUGACCAUGGACCAGUUCAUGGAGAGAGAACAGCCGGAGUGGACAAAGGUCGUGCAGAUUCCGCUGCCGAGUUUUGCUGGGAAGGACGAGGCCUUGUAUGUUUUCCAGAGGGGAGAUAGGGUGCCGAAGGGGCCAUGA